Molecule: messenger RNA, 2564 nt
Organism: Monomorium pharaonis (pharaoh ant)
Lineage: Eukaryota; Metazoa; Arthropoda; Insecta; Hymenoptera; Formicidae
Product: odorant receptor 13a
Exons: 8
Coding region: 822-2036 (404 amino acids)
Biological process (GO): sensory perception of smell; detection of chemical stimulus involved in sensory perception of smell
Cellular component (GO): plasma membrane
Molecular function (GO): odorant binding; olfactory receptor activity
Source: RefSeq, a predicted model, not a curated record
UAUGUACAUUUAUUACAUAACUAUUUUGAAAUGAUUAUUUGAUAUAUGAUAAUUUUUUUCUAAUGGUUGUAGAAACAUUUUAAACAUAUUGUCUCCAAAUCAUAAUAAAAUUUUCUUCAUAUUAAUGUGGUACAACGGUAAAUAUGAUAUUUGAAAACGUAUAUGUUAUGAAUAUCAUUGUAAUAAUAAUUCUAUGAUUCUUAGUAAGAAUUAAUAUAAUUAUACAUACAAAAAUUUAAUUCUAAAAUUAGCAUCUUGUAGCAUUCAUAAUAUGAAGUAUUUAAAUAAAUAUCAUCUAUAUCUUACCAAGCAUUCUCGCAUAAUUGCAUUAAUUUUUUAAGAUGAUAAAUUACGUAACACUUCUCCACGUAUAAUAGAAAAAAUAAAAUUAUAGUUGUCAAAACUCAUAGCAAAAAAUUCCGUUGUUAUCCAUUGCUAAAAAUUUAUUGCGAAUAUUUAUUCAAGAACUAUAAGGACUAUUCAGUACGAGUUAUGUAUUGUACUCUCUGGUGAGAGUACUUGUACAUUCGUAAUUCAAACAGUAGAAUGUUUCUCAAAGAGUCAGCUGUCAAACGCUGUUUGAGUCUAUCAUUAGUACCUAUAUUACACUCAUACGAGACGUAUACUUAUUGCAAGUGUCUGAUGCCUAUGGAAACCCGCGUGAUCGUUUUGCGAUCGUGCAUUUAGGUAUGGGAGAAAAACAAGUGUGCGGAACAGUACCUAAAAUAUUAAUUUAUUCAUAAGCGGCACUUGUCGCAAAAGAGAUCUUUUGAGGGAGCCAUCGCAAUUCAGACGAUAUUGUUGCAACUUCUAUGUGAAGUAUGGAUCACAGUAGAGAUUAUUAUUACAGUAUCAGUAAGUGGUAUCUGAUGGUAGUCGGUCAGUGGCCUUAUCAGAAGGUGAAAGAGAGUUUAUCUGCCUUGACUAUUAUACUCAUUCUUGACGCAAGCGCGGUUGUUACACAGAUAGGAAAAUUUGUUAUAUGUACUAAUGCGCAGUGUAUUUAUGAAACCUUACCUCCUCAUAUGCUGACUAUAAUGAUUUUGGUGAAAAUUUUCACAUUUCAAUUCAACAGCAGAAAGAUUAAAGAUCUCACUGAUCGCUUAUUCGUAGACUGGGAUAUGCUCCAAACUAAGGAAGAACACGACAUUAUGAGAAAGUAUGCCCAAAACGGCAGGUGGUACGCGCUAAUAUACGGCUCAUAUGUUUACAUGUCUACCAUUUCAUUUACAACAACCUCUCUUGUGCCACGCAUAUUGGAUGUUGUAUUUCCGUUAAAUACUUCCCGACCUAUAAUGUUAGCAUAUCCGGCAUACUAUUUCGUUGAUGAAAAUCAGUAUUUCUACUACAUUUUUCUCCAUAUGUUAAUUACCAGCACCGUGUGUAUGACAGGAUUAAUCGCACACGAUAGUAUGUUCUUUGUUUACGUCGAACACAUCUGCGGUCUUUUUGCUAUUGUCGGAUUUAGAUUUGAACAUGUGUCACAUGAACGUCAUAGUAUGAAAAAAAGUUUAAUCUCUUGUCUGGAUGACAAAUAUCACAAAAGUGUUGUGUUUUCAAUUUACGCUCACCGAAAGGCUUUACAGUUUGCCAAACUUCUUGAAGACACCUUUACAAUAUCGUUCGUUGUGCAACUUUUGGUAGUUACAAUUGGUUUGAGCAUUACCUUGGUACAACUGUCAAUAAAUUUGCAAGAUUUUGCAGAAGCAAUGAGGUACUCAGUCUUUAUUAUUGCUCAAUUAUUUCACUUGUUCUGCUUAAGCUUCCAAGGACAAAAGUUGAUAAAUCACAGCCUCGAAAUUUCCGACAAGAUAUUUUGCGGCACGUGGUUUACUAUACCCGCGAAGGAACAAAGACUGCUCCUGUUCGUAAUGAGAAAAAGCAUUGAAGCUAGUACUUUAACCGCUGGCAAAAUAUAUGUGUUUUCUUUGGAAAGUUUUACAACGGUAAUAUGGAAUAUUACAGAUGUUACUAAAAUACGCAGACUAGAAAGACAUAUAUGUAUAUAUAAAAAACCUGUAACUGUUCUUAUUUAGGUUGUACAAAGCUCAAUGUCAUACUUUACAUUAUUAUCAUCCUUUCAAUCGUGAUAAAAAUCGGCGAUUGUGACAUCAGGUAGUAAAAUAUCCCUGAAGAAUUCCACAGGAAUAUAAUAUUACAAAUUAUAUACAUCAAAUGAAAUAAUAUUUAUAUUUGUUACUGUUUAGCAAUACAAUUUUAAAAGUAAUACACUUUCAUAUUUUUUAUCGAUAAGCAAUUAAUUUUUCCUUCAUCUCUUCCUGAAAUACUCACAAUACACACAAAAGUUCUUUAUACAUAUAGAAGGUACUCAUUUUGUUGCACUAUUUUGUUCUGAUCGAUACGUGCUCUUCGGAGGGAGCUUGAAAACUAGUCACUUAUCCCGCUAUGGAGUUUCGUUACUGUCGAAGAAACAAAUAUUAGUGUUAAUGUAAUCGCGUGUACUCGGAAAAAAAACUACUCUGUACGAAAUUUAGUGCUAUCAUAAAUGCAAAUUCUACUUUCCAGCGUAUUUGUGCACUAGUAAUUUAAAUUGUAUUUCUCAA